Molecule: messenger RNA, 914 nt
Organism: Paramisgurnus dabryanus
Lineage: Eukaryota; Metazoa; Chordata; Actinopteri; Cypriniformes; Cobitidae
Product: urokinase plasminogen activator surface receptor-like
Source: RefSeq, a predicted model, not a curated record
CCAAAAUCAAACUUACGCCCCUUGUAUUUAAAUUUUGUUUCUCAUCGAAGCCUCGCCCCCUCUUUUAAAUAUUCAUAUAAAAGCCACUGAAAGGGUUUGUGAUUUUAUUCACCUCCUGACAGACCAAAGAUGGAACUGAAAAUCUUCAUUGUUCUCUUCUGCACUCUUUUCACUGGAGGACAUUCACUCAAAUGUUAUGAGUGUUCAGGUAUAAUGGGUUCUUGUGAAAGAGUGAAAGAGACGACGUGUAUGGGCACUGCCAGAUGUGCAAGUACAACAUCUGUAGUAUUCACUGGUGGCCCUGGAGUUAAAAAGCAAUAUAAGGGUUGUGAAGUGAAGGCGAGUUGUAUAAAUGCAUCUGUUAACAACGGAAUUGUCAGGACAGUUACAUCUUCACAGUGCUGUAACACAGACCUUUGUAAUAACAAAGAUGCCCCAGAUUCCAGCUCUAACAGCCCCAAUGGAAAACAAUGUUACUACUGUGAUGGACAGAGUUGCUUCAACAAAAUAAACUGUUUAGGAACUGAAGACUCCUGCUAUAAAGCUACAGAAACUGUUGGGUCUCCGACUUUUAAAGGAUGCAUGUCUAAAUCUGUAUGUGAUGCAUCACAAUUGACUGAAGAUUACACGAGCUUCUCAUGUUGUCAGGGAAAUCUGUGUAACGGUGCUAAGAGCGUCACACAGAAUCUCCUCUUUCUCUUCUGGCCGCUCUUCUUCUUCAUCCUGAUCCACUGAAUUCAGCAAAACUUCACUCUCUACAGCAGUAAUGAGAGAUAUUGUGGUGGGAUUAGUAAAAAAAAAAGGGUAUGUUUUAUGAUUUAUGCAGCAGCAACAGCAGUAACAUUUUGGAUAAAACAAUGUUUCAUUUAAUAUAGAUUAAUUUUCAUUACAUUUUUGAUUUAUUUUUUGGUGUG